Oncorhynchus masou masou (cherry salmon) is the source of this 2515-nucleotide messenger RNA. Its product is annotated as probable G-protein coupled receptor 173. Gene Ontology annotation, molecular function: G protein-coupled receptor activity. NCBI's taxonomy places the organism in Eukaryota, Metazoa, Chordata, Actinopteri, Salmoniformes, Salmonidae. The transcript has 2 exons. The coding region runs from base 390 to 1592 and encodes 400 amino acids. Gene Ontology annotation, cellular component: plasma membrane. The record is from RefSeq and is a predicted model, not a curated record. Gene Ontology annotation, biological process: G protein-coupled receptor signaling pathway.
UGGACACGAAAAUUGGACACAACCUUUGUCUGUGUGAAACUUAUGUUUAAGAGGCUCAGUGAACAUUAGGCUACCUGUGGCCGAAUCGUAUCAUCGCUCAGAGGACAAACAUAGCCUAUCUUGAGUGUGGUCGUUUCAAUAUUGACUGAAGAAUGUGUUAAUAUCAGUGUCAGUGCCGCCUCUCUGACUGAGGUUUCCCGCAUCUUUACAAACCCCAGAAAUCGAAGGUGCUAAAUGUAAUGGAGACAAAUGAGCCUGUUAUGUAGAAUGGAUCCUCACAUAUCCCUGUAAGAGAAGGGACAAAGGAAGAAAACCCAGGACGGACGAUAGGAGGGCUGCCGUGCCAUAGGCGGAAGAGUGGCGACCCCUAGAAUCAUAGAGUUGAAGGCAUGUCUAACCAGACCCAGAUCUUUGGCAUAGAUGGCCCAGGGAGCCUGCUGGCAGUGUUGGCCUCACAGAGGGCCAGUAGUAUUAGCAGCACCAGCAGUGAAGGAAUCUCAGCUGCGGCCGUGUCCACCUAUGUCAAGUUGGUGUUCCUGGGCCUGAUCCUCUGUGUCAGCCUAGCAGGCAACCUGCUGGUGUCUCUGCUGGUCCUCCGAGACCGGGCCCUUCACAAGGCCCCCUAUUUCUUCCUGCUGGACCUUUGCCUAGCUGAUGUCAUCCGUUCUGCUGCCUGCUUCCCCUUCGUGCUGGUGUCUGUCCACAACAGCUCAGCAUGGACCUACAGUGCCUUCAGCUGUAAGCUGGUGGCCUUCCUAGCUGUGCUCUUCUGUUUUCACGCUGCCUUCAUGCUGUUCUGUGUGGCUGUGACCCGCUACCUGGCCAUCGCCCACCACCGCUUCUACGCCAAACGCAUGACGGUCUGGACCUGCGCUGCCAUCAUCUGCAUGGUCUGGACUUUGGCCAUUGCCAUGGCGUCUCCGCCUGUCUUUGACGUGGGGACGUACAAGUUCAUUCAAGACGAAGACCAGUGCAUUUUUGAGCAUCGCUACCUUAAGACCAAUGACACUCUGGGUUUCAUGCUCAUGCUGGCCAUUGUGGUCCUGGCCACUCAUGGUUUCUACACCAAACUCCUGCUGUUUGAAUACAAGCACCGCAAGAUGAAGCCUGUCCAGCUAAUUCCAGCCAUCAGCCAGAACUGGACCUUCCACGGCCCGGGUGCCACAGGUCAGGCAGCAGCCAACUGGAUAGCAGGCUUUGGCCGAGGCCCAAUGCCCCCCACCCUGCUGGGCAUCAGGCAGACUUUGCACAACCAGCAGCAGCAACGCCUGCUGGGCAUGGAGGAGGUCAGAUCUGAGAGGAGGCUAGGCAGGAUGUUCUACAUCAUCACUCUGCUCUUCCUGGUGCUCUGGGCUCCCUACAUAGUGGCCUGUUUCUGGAGGGUGUUUGUCAAGUCCUGCUCCAUCCCUCAUAGGUACCUCUCCAUCACAGUGUGGAUGAGCUUCGCCCAAGCAGGAGUCAACCCUAUCUUCUGCCUCCUGCUCAAUGAGGACUUGAGGAAAGUGCUGAGGGCCCAUCUGCCCACCUACAGCAGGACUAGACAACACCAACAGCUGCACCGCCAUGAGCUGUUUGUGUUCACCAUCACAUGAUACUACUGUAUCGUGUGAUGGGAUGGGGGUGUUUUGUUUGUAUCAUACAGAAAUGCCUAUCUGACCUUUUUUUGUAAAGAGAAUGUUUAUCAGACGCUACUAUUUUUGCAAAUGUAUUACGACUUUGUUUCAUUUGUAAUGUGCAGAUGAUGUGUGUGUGGAGACAUGUAGUAUGAGAAGCAGGUUUGUAGUAAUACUAGUAAUGAACAUUCUCAGUAGAUUAUCUCAUUAACAUGUUAAAACGGAUUUUCUUUAGUUCAAUAGAGGGGAUUGCAACGUCACCAUAAAUAGCAGGAUAUACUGUGUACAAAACUUUUGAGUUGCACUCCCCCAUAUUACCCUCAGAACAGUUUCAAUUCGUCAGGGCAUGGACUCUACAAGGUGUCGAAAGUGUUCCACCGGUAUACUGGCCAAUGUUGACUCCAAUCCUUUCCACAGUUGUGUCAAGUUGGCUGGAUGUCCUUCGGGUGGUGGACCAUUCUUGAUACACACGGGAAUCUGUUGACCAUUAAAAAAAACAGCAGCAUUGCAGUUCUUGACACAUACAAACUGGUGUGCCUGGCACUUACUACCAUACCCCGUUCAAAAGGCACUUCAAUUGUUUUUUCUUUUACUACCAUACCCCUCAAUGGCACACAUACACAAUCGAGGUCUCAAUUGUCUCAAGGCUUAAAAAUCCUUCUUUAACCUGUCUCCUCCACUUCAUCUACCUUGAUUGAAGCGGAUUUAACAAGUGAUAUCAAUAAGGGAUCAUUGCUUUCACAUGUAUUCAACCGGUCAGUCUAGGAAAACCUGCUCUUUCCAUGAUAUGUUUUGUACACUCAGUGUAGGUUAUGAUCAACUGCAGUCUAGACUGGAAAUAAUCUCAUGUGCAUUGGAACAAGAUCCAUUUGAUUUUGUAGUUUAUUUUACCAUCAGGGAAU